Messenger RNA from Amphibalanus amphitrite, 2715 nucleotides. RefSeq names its product bifunctional polynucleotide phosphatase/kinase-like. The coding region runs from base 262 to 1887 and encodes 541 amino acids. Gene Ontology annotation, molecular function: double-stranded DNA binding; protein binding; polynucleotide 3'-phosphatase activity. NCBI's taxonomy places the organism in Eukaryota, Metazoa, Arthropoda, Thecostraca, Balanomorpha, Balanidae. The transcript has 10 exons. The record is from RefSeq and is a predicted model, not a curated record. Gene Ontology annotation, biological process: DNA repair.
AUUAAAUAAAACUACACGUGUGUUUGGAACAGGUUUCAGUUUGAAAGAUUUCAAGCCAUGUCAGCCAUGUGAUGUUUCAAGCUAAAGGCGUGUAUAAGAGAUAAAUGCUGUGUUUUGGGAUAGGUACCUACUUUGCAGGCGAUUUUCACAGGCCUCCAAUAAUUCACUUUGCUGAAUGAAAACAUUUCCGUCUUUGGCUUGCAAUCUACAACUCAAGUUCUUACCCAUUUAUUUUCCUAAAUGACUUGGUAGGAAAUUAAAAUGUCCUUCUCUGGUUGCACACUCAAGAGAAAAGAUGGGGUGAAUGUGCCUCUUGUGAAUGGAAAACAAAUCAUUGGAAGGUCAAGAGAGACUAUGAUAAAAGAUGUGCGCUGCUCCAAGAAGCAAGUUGAGUGUGACGUCGACCUGUCGUCGGGCACGGUCCUGGUGCGCACCCUCGGCGCCAACCCGUCGGCGGCGCUCGGCCGGCCGCUGCCUCAGGGCCAAUCCGUGUCACUGCGGCACGGAGACUCUCUGGAGCUGCUCAGCGGACAGCAUCGGUUCGCGGUGAACUUUCUGCCGCCGCCGACCACCGCCUCGGGGUCCUCCACCGCCCGUCGGGACAGCCCCAGUGGUCUGAAACGGGCGGCGGGACCGGCGGAGGCUCCGUCCCCGAAGAGGGCUCGCCCGGACGGUGCCCUGGCCACCGGAUCGGACGAGGAGGGGUCAAGGGAGCAGUCUGAUGGCGAGGAACAGGAGACCCUCGCGGAACAGUGGACGUCGUUAAAGAACGACCAGCUGCUGAUGUUUGUCACCAAAGGAGUGAAGCCGUCCUCGAAGAUAGCGGCGUUCGAUCUGGACGGAACGAUAAUAACGACCAAGUCGGGCAAAACAUUCGCCAAAGACAGGGACGACUGGCAGAUCAUCUACCCAGAUGUGCCCAGAAAGCUGAAAGAACUCAGCAAAAGCGGCUUCAAGAUUGUUUUUCUAACAAAUCAGCUCGGCAUCAGCAAGCGGAAGCUGCUGCCGGAGGACCUGCGACACAAGCUGCAGAACAUCACCGGUCGGCUGGGUGUGCCGGUGCAGUGUCUCAUCUCGCCCGGCGACCGCUGGUACCGAAAACCGCGGCCCGGGAUGUGGGAGUACCUGAUCAAAACGGAAAACGGAUCGCGUACCAUUAACAUGAAGGAGAGCUUCUACUGUGGAGACGCGGCCGGCCGCCGAGAGGGCUGGGCACCCAAGAAGAAAAAGGACUUCUCGUGCUCCGAUCGUCUGUUCGCCAUCAAUGUGGGACUGCGGUUCUACACGCCUGAAGAGCUGUUCCUCGGUCAGCCGGCCACCAACAAGUACCAGCUGCCGGAGUUCGACCCUCGGGCGGCGGUGGAUGGCGCCCGAACGGCGGUCCCGGUCAGCGCAGCGCGGACUGAGAAGGAGAUUGUCGUCCUGGUCGGACCGCCCGGCUCUGGCAAGAGUCACGUGACGUCCACCCAGCUGGUGCCCGCUGGUUACGUGGCUGCCAACCGGGAUACGCUGAAAUCGUGGCAGAAGUGCGUCCAAGUCGCCGAACAAGCUAUCAAGGAGGGCAAGAGCGCGGCGGUGGACAACACUAACGGGGACCGCGAGAGCCGCGCCCGGUACGUGCAGCUGGGCCGCCGACUCGGCGUGCCCGUCCGCUGUCUGCUGAUGACCACGACACUGGCGCACGCGCGGCACAACAACAAGUACCGGGAGCUGACUGACUCGUCUCACCAGCACGUCAGCGACAUGAUCUUCAACAUGUUCAAGUCUCGAUACGAGGAGCCCACCACCGACGAGGGAUUCUCAGAGAUCUGUCGACUGGACUGUCUGCCGACCUUUAGCGAUCAACAACAGGAGCGAAUAUACCGGCUCUACCUACUGGAGAAGUGAGCAGAGUCUGCUUCACACGGCAGUGAGUUUGUUUUGUAUUUACCAGGCGGGGAGUUGGGAGUGGCACUGUCGGCUGUGAAAGAGCAUCCGGAGAAGUGAGUUUGUGCUAACGCCCGCUAAGAGAUUAGCAUUGACUCACUUUCUCGGUCGCACAACGAAGUCGAUUUAUUGAUAGUAUCAUCCGGCCUCAUCAACAUCCGUGGAUUCACAUCGACAUUUUACGCCCCGAAUCCCCCGUGCUGGAGAGAUGGGUCCCGUACACUGACAAUAAUCUAAGUUACCAGCAGAAUUUCAUGUUUAACAAUCUCGUUUUUUGUUUCUCAUCAUAUACUAGAUGCGGUGGGAGUCUUCUUGCAUAAUGAUGUGAGGCCCCCGUUGAAGGUCUCCAGGCAACAGUACUGUCUUUUGCAACAGUUUGCAUACCUGUCGAUAGUUCUUACGCAAGUCCUUUGGUGCUUAGUGUUUUAACUAGGCGGUCCGGACUCUGUCUUCGACGGCGUGACGUCAUGUCAUUCCUAGGGUGGUUUUAUUUUCUUAUGUCUUUGUAUCGUUGGUAUGAUUUUACCACCGGUGUCCGACAUAGAUCGAUAUCAACAUUUUUCGAUGUUUUCUGUGAAGUAGACUGGCUUCUUGUUCAGCAGCCUAUAACUAACUGCGCGCUUGAUCACCCCCAGCUUCGCUGCAAUGAUUGGCGAUACUGCGCUGGAGAUCAGUUCAAUUUGGUUGGUUUAUUUUUUCGGCAGUUAUUACGGUCGUUAUGGCCAUCGUGCUGUUGUGGAGGCCGCUAGCUGCGAGCACUGAGCUCAAAUAUAUAUCGCAGAGUUUUUA